Molecule: messenger RNA, 1317 nt
Organism: Penicillium coprophilum
Lineage: Eukaryota; Fungi; Ascomycota; Eurotiomycetes; Eurotiales; Aspergillaceae
Product: putative salicylate hydroxylase
Exons: 5
Coding region: 1-1317 (438 amino acids)
Biological process (GO): secondary metabolite biosynthetic process
Molecular function (GO): monooxygenase activity; FAD binding
Source: RefSeq, a predicted model, not a curated record
AUGAAAGUCGUCGUUGUGGGCGGAGGUCUAGGUGGCCUGGCCUGUGCAAUUGCUUGCCGCCGUGAGGGCAUUGACGUGGAAAUUCUCGAACGGUCCGUCGAAGUCCAGGAAGUUGGAGCAGGCAUCCAAAUCCCACCGAAUGGAGCUAGGAUAAUGCGCGACUUUGGCUUACUUCCCCAAAUUCUGGAGCAAGGAUGUCAAGUACAACAGAUCAAUCUCCGGAGAUACAAGAAUGGCCGUCUUCUGCGGUCAAUGCCUUUAGGGGAUGAUAUUACGGAGGAACUCGGGGCGCCGUGGAUAAUUAUUCAUCGGGUAGACUAUCAUCGCAUUCUUCUUGAUGAAGCAGUUCGACUUGGUGCGGUUCUUCAACUGGGAGCAGAAGUAGAAGAUAUUCACACUGAUCAGCCAGCCGUUCUUCUCGCUGACGGGAGAUGCAUAUCGGCAGAUGUUGUGAUUGGCGCUGACGGCCAGAUGUCUACCGUCAGAAAGGCUGUUCUUGGAUCUCCUCAUUCUCCAGUUCCCACGGGCGACAUGGCCUAUCGAGCAACUUUUUCACGAGAACAACUAGAGGCCCUAGGAGAUGAGAAAGUGAACGAACUGUGUCAGGAUAUUGCAGUCACAGGCUGGCUGGGGCCGGAGAAGCAUACUGUUUUCUAUCCUCUCCGUGGUGGAAAGGAGUUUAAUCUUGUUCUCAUGCGGCCCGAUAACUUAUCAUCAGAUUCUCGUAGAGAGCAGGGAGAUAUUCAAGAGAUGCGAGAGAGCUAUGCUGACUGGGAUGAAACAUUGCAAAAGCUGGUUUCUUGUGUACCAUCAGUCUAUAAAUGGAAACUAACACAUCUGUCUGAGCUGGAAUCAUGGGCGAAGGAAUCUGUUGCUUUACUUGGUGAUGCCUGCCAUCCCACUCUGCCAUAUCAGGCACAAGGGGCUGCGAUGGCUGUUGAAGAUGGAGCAGUCAUCGGCAAACUUCUUGGCCUAUUGCAGGCUCAUCAUUUAGACUCUAAAAACUCCGGAAAUGAUCCCUCAAUAUCAACGCGCUCUUCAGCUCAGUAUCUCACUGCUGUUGUACUAACUCUCUACGAAAAAUGCCGGAAAGCACGCACAACCCGAAAUGUUCAAGGGGCAAUCAUGAAUCGAAAGAUCUUUCACUUGCCAGAUGGGCUUCUGCAGACGAUCCGGGAUUACAUAUUAGGAUAUGCAGGAUUUACCCGGAAGAGUGACUGGACAUGGCUAUUUUCAUUUCGACAGGGGCAGACUCUUGGUCUAGAUGUGAUAAAAGAUUGUGAAAGGGUGUUUGAGGAGUGGAGAUUGACACUUUGA